Molecule: messenger RNA, 2655 nt
Organism: Octopus bimaculoides (California two-spot octopus)
Lineage: Eukaryota; Metazoa; Mollusca; Cephalopoda; Octopoda; Octopodidae
Biological process (GO): sensory perception of mechanical stimulus; proprioception; taxis
Cellular component (GO): sensory dendrite
Source: RefSeq, a predicted model, not a curated record
CUUAGAGCCUUCCUCCCUCCCUCUUUCUCUCGCUCCCUUUCUAUCCUUAUCUCUCCUCUCCUUACUACGGUCUUACUGCUUUUCUCCUUUGUGUGACUUUCAUCCUCUCUUUUCUCGUUACUAUGUUCUCACCCCCCCCUCUCUCUCUCUAUCUAUCUUUUUAACCUCCCUUCUCUACACACUCCACUCUCCUCUUUCUCUCUCUCUGUUUCUCAAACACGCGCAGCUAAGUUACACGCUUUCUCCACCCCCCAACAUCACAUACGCACUAUACACGCAUUUACACACCACACGCACGCGCACAUACACGCACAAAUCCACACCGAGAAUACACACCUUCACACUUCAUCCCCUCCCCCACACUUACACACGAACAGAAGCAAUAAUUCCGAGGAGUUUACUAGAUGGUGCUUUCAAGAACUACCACAACACUACAACUACUACCACCACCACUGUUAUCAGACACUACUCACAACAACACAUCAUUCUCACUAAAACUACAUUUACAUAGCAACCGCAACGGUGAAGGAGCUUCUAUGUGGUCACUGAAUUUGCUAGAAAUAGUAGCUACAAUUCUUUCAAGUUUUAACCUGCUGCGUAAAGAAAAACAAAACGGGAUGGUCCUGUUUGGAAUGCCUCCGAUCAUAGCUUUGUUUGAUCAAGAUUAACAUAGUUUUUGUUUUUUUUAAAAAGCAAUAAUUUUAAUUGAAGUAUUGCCAUUCGUUCAAUCAUACACCAAAUAAAAACCGCAUUAUCAAAUAUACCAACACUAUCAAUAAUUAAACAACAUUAUCACGAUGGUCAUUGGAUCUGCAAGAAAUAGCAGUUACGUUUUGAAAUUACAUGAAACCGCUCCUAAACAGGGCGGGGAGUGAUACAAAGGAUAAAUUAAUGUAGUAGACCGAAAAAAAGGAAGAAGAAAAAAAAAGACAGGGGUGGUCACGGGUGGAGUGCGUUCGAUCAUUGGUCUGUGUGAUCAACAACACCAUCACAGGAUUCUAUCUCGAUUCAGAGUUAAUUUGCUGAACUUAACUCUUCACAAGAACCGGAUUACCAAAAGGAAAACUUUCCAAACUGCUGUCUCCAAAAAGGAUUGGUCAGAAAAAGGAAAAAGGCUGGACACCAACAACAGCAAGAACAAGCUUGCCAACAGGAUUAAUUGCAACAACAACAACAACAACAACAGUGGGGUUAAUAACAGCAGCAACAACAAAAAAUGAAAAUAGAGAAGAAAGAUUAAUCUUUCUUUGUAGUGAGAUUGGAAAGAGACGGACAGAGAGAGAGAGAGAAAAACUGGAUGAGUGAGAUACACACACACACACAGAGGAGUGCAUGAGAACAAUCUGAGGGAGAGUAAAAUAGGAGAGUGACAUAUAUAUAUAUAUAUGAGAGAGAGAGACACAGAGAGAGAGAGAGAGACAGACAGACAGACAGACAGACAGAGAGAAAGAGACAGAGAGAGACAGAGACAGAGACAGAGCAUAAUCUAAGACAAAACAGAUAAAUAAAGGACAGAGUAUGAGCUUAAGGAAAGAUAGCUAGAUAGAUAGAUAGAUAGAUAGAUAGAAAGUGAGAGAGAGAGAGAGUGAGAUAGAAAGUGAGAUAGAUAGAUAGAUAGAUAGAUAGAUAGAAAGUGAGAGAGAAAGAGAGAGAGAGAGAGAGAGAUAGAAAGUGAGAGAGAGAGGGAAAUCUAAGGAUAUAUACAGAAGGUGAGAAACUGAAUAAAAGAGAGAUAGCAGAAAGAGAGGGAGAGGGAGAGAGAGAGAGAGAUAGUGAGUGUGAUCUAGGGAAAGAUAGAAAGGGUAAUUAGGGAGAGAUUACAAAAUCUUGAGACGAAAUAAAGAGAGUUAAAGAUGCAGGUCGUAUACAGUGGGGGGACAUCUACCCCUAUGUCCUCUCCCCGAUGUUACAGGAAAGAUAUGCAAGGGGGAGGGUACACACGACCAAUGGCCCCUGGUUAUGCCUUAAACAAUCACUAUUUUCAUCCCCCACCAUCACCAUUGACAAUCAAGAAACACUAUUCAAAGAGUAAGAAAUCUAACCAACAUGAUAAGUCGUUACGGAACUUCAUUCCUGCCAUGAAGAAACCAGUGGCCAUUACGUGUCUAAUCUGUAACAUCUUCAUUCCAGGUCUUGGAACUUUCAUAUCAGGCCUUACAUUAAAGUGUGGGUCUCGAGUUCGAAUCCCAGACAAGAGCAAGUCCAAGAUUAUCUUAACAAAUACCUGGGUGGCCACUUUGCAGUUCCUCACCACAUUCUUGCUUUUGUUAGGGUGGAUAUGGAGUGUUACCUGGGGUGUCGCCUUUCUCACUUUCUCAGGUAAGCAAUUUCUUUUCUUACCAUUUUUUUCUUCUACUUUUUUUGUUGUCAUCAUUCUCAUUAUCAUCGUCAUUGUUUUAAUGUCCUCGCUUCCAAACUUGCAGGGGUCAGACUGCUUUCAUAACAGUGAAACUCAUUUACAAUUAUCACAUGAUGCCAAGAAGAAGCAACACAAACACACACAAAAUAAACAUACAUAUUAACACGUGUUUGAAAAGCUUUUAACUCAAUAUGGAAACUUCCCUCCACAAAGUUCAUGCCAUUUGAAGUCUUUUUUAAAUAUAAUUCAUAAUUUUUAAUUUAAGAAAAUCUAUCUUCAAUACAUAUGUAUGUAAA